AUGGCGAAGUUCUUGGCGACGGUCAAGGCGAUAAUUACGCGCCUGGUGUUCGCAUCGCAUGGAUUCAUCGCUAUCUGGCAGGUUACGACUUUUAAGCAGAAUCCGCUCUUCUGGUACCUCUGUUGUCCCAUCCUCCUGCUGUUCUUCGAGGGUAUCUUCACGCUCACGAUAAAGGAGAACCAGGAGUGGAAGUGGUUCUGCCCUUCUGUUUUUUUGUAUCUCAGCAGUGUAGUGCCUGCGAUUUGGCUUUUGGAGCUGGACAAGGUGGAGAGAAGAUUGAAAUCCCGCGAGUCGGGUAUCAACAUAUCGGAGAACUUCGAUCUGUCUAAUUUGGCAGCCAGUGACUUGAAGCAUCUGGAGAAAGCUUUAGGCGUUGACAUUCAGCUACCGGACAUACAGAUCUCCACGGAAACGUGGGUCACCCUGAUCGAACAGUUCCUGAUGUUGGUCCUGAUAAUUGGCCGGUGGAUGUUGCCAAAGGGCGAUCUCACUCGCGAUCAGCUCAGUCAGCUCCUGCUGGUCUACAUCGGCACCGCCGCCGACAUCAUCGAGUUUUUCGACUCCUUCAAGGAGGACAAGAUAGCGCGUGAGCCCGUGCUCGUGUACCUGACCUUAGGCAUCUGGGCGUGGUCCCUGAUGCAGUUCACAGUUGUGUUGACCGCCACCAAGUCGAGGAAGUCGCGAUUGUCGUCCGGAAGCGUCGCCAGGAAGAAAGUCCGCACGGAGACCAGCUGUUGCAGCAUCGACGUGUGGGGCAUCGCCUUGAACAUGAUUCUUCAGGACGGACCGUUUUUGGCGUUUCGCCUGAUACUGAUAAUCCAUUACAAGAUAGUCAGUUACAUGAACAUAUUCUUCACGUGUAAGAACACGUUGGUGAUACUGCUGCAGCUGUACCGGCUCUACGUGGUGCAGAGCGAGAACAGGAACAAGCGGAAGAACCGGAAGUACAAGAAGACGGAGGUGUCGAACAUCAGCAUUAUUUCGCGGGGCGACGUGUACAGGGACGUGAGAGUGAAGAGUUCGCGGGACGACAAGAGGCAGAAGAGACGUCGCGACAAGGACCUAGAGGCGAAUUACACGGAGACCGAGGACUCCACGGAGGAGGAGAACGACAAGUUCGACUCGUCCCCGAGGAACGUUGCUCAUUCCAAACGGAAAAAUCGCCAAGACACGGGAUACUCGACCUCGAGCUCUCGCAAUUCCGGCAAGCAGGACAAGUCGCAGAAGCGCGAGGGGAAGAGAAGAUUCAUCCACAGGGAGGAGGCGAGACGCGGCGUUUCCGACGAUGAGAAACGCAAGAGGAGAGGGGAGAAGAAGUCCGGUGAGAAAAGCGAGAGAAAGUCGACGAAGGGUAAACACGACGACGAUUCCGGUAAGAGCAAGUGCUCCAAUCGGAAGUUCGACAGCGAGAACGAGUCUUCCAGCGAGGAGCUGACCGGCGGUAAAACCGUCAGCGAGGCCAGCGAAUCGGAAUCCGACAGAAAGAGGUAA
Dinoponera quadriceps is the source of this 1491-nucleotide messenger RNA. Its product is annotated as transmembrane protein 26. The coding region runs from base 1 to 1491 and encodes 496 amino acids. The transcript has 5 exons. Lineage: Eukaryota; Metazoa; Arthropoda; Insecta; Hymenoptera; Formicidae. The record is from RefSeq and is a predicted model, not a curated record.